CUGCGCCUUUCCUUUCCGCUCGCGCGUGUGUCUGCCGCGCCUAGCGGACGGUGGAGUGUGUGCGGCGGCGGAUUUUGCGGCUCUGCGGUGCUUAUUUGUGGUGCUCCCCCCUCCCUUCUUGAUUCCUUCGUUCCACCUUUGGGAUAACGCCGAUCGCCUUCUGGACGUGCCGUCAAGAUGUCGGACGACCACAACAAUCACGAAGACUCCAAUGAGAUCCAGGACAUACCGGAGAUCGAGCUCAUCAUCAAGGCAUCCACAAUCGAUGGACGACGGAAAGGGGCCUGCCUCUUCUGCCAGGAGUACUUCAUGGACCUCUACCUGUUGGCAGAGCUCAAGACCAUCUCCCUCAAGGUGACGACAGUGGACAUGCUGAAGCCUCCGCCUGAUUUCCGCUCGAACUUUGACUCGACGCCACCGCCGAUCCUGAUUGAUGGGGGCGAGGCUGUGUUGGAAAAUGAGAAGAUUGAGCGCUACAUCAUGAAGAACAUCCCUGGUGGGCACAACCUUUUUGUGCAGGACAAGGACACUGCCACUGUCAUCGAGAACCUUUACAGCAAAUUCAAGCUGAUGCUGACGCGUCGGGACGAGCAGUCCAAGAAGUCUCUGCUGAACCAGCUGAGCAACAUCGAUGCUCAUCUGCGCAAAGGGGGCUACCGCUUCCUCACAGGCGACACCAUGUGCUGCUUUGACUGCGAGCUCAUGCCCCGCCUGCAGCACAUCCGUGUGGCCGGCAAGUACUUCGCAGACUUCGAGAUCCCACGCAUGCUGUCGGCACUGUGGGGCUACAUGGGUCACAUGUACCAGUUGGACGCGUUCACCCAGUCGUGUCCUGCUGACCAAGACAUCAUCAACCACUACAAGCUGCAGCAGAACACCAAGGUGAACAAACACGAGGAGCUCGAGACGCCCACCUUCACCACGUCCCUGCCGGCCGAGCUCAACAACCACCACUGAAGUGGCCACCCUUUUGUCCUUCCUCCUCUCCCGCCCAUCCUUUACGAGAUGAUGAUGCAGCACAUCGAAAAACGGCCAGCAGUACUUGCGUCAUCAGAGCAGCGUUGUUACUGGCUGUCGCUUGUAUUGACAGACCUAUUGCAUACCCCGAAUUGGCGGUGUUGACUGGUACCGGUAAAACUAGCAGCAUUUCGUGCGUUUAAUUGUAGGAGCACCAAAGCCUGAAAUGCAGUUUGUGAAUCCAGCGCCUCUUCUGCAGUGUCGUUCACAUGGUAGGGGGUGCUGUUCUUCGAGAAUCGGUGCAAACUUGACAGUGCUGUGGCAGUGGGGUCGGCUUUGCGUUGCCAAAUGUUUGUGGCGGCCAUUGCCCAUGCACCCCAACUCGGCAGACGUCCUGACGCAUGUACUACUGCAAGGCCAACAUGCAGGCAUGCAUUUCCGCAUUCUGAAAAAGAAUGCAGUACCAUGUUUUGAAGAUGUAGGCCGAACUGACUUGUGUUGCUAGAAAUAUCUGUGGCUGUAUUCUUGUACCCUGAAGUAAUGUUGAUAUAGCAAACAGCAAAAAGAGGACAUAAGAUUAAGGAGACAGACAACCUUGGUCCCGUGUUCAGGGUCCAGGUCAUCUGCUUAUGUUGUUGUACCAACAAGCCUGGCUAACAACCAUUUUGCAGUACUGUAGACAUUAUACAUGGAAAGAAAAGGGAGCUGUGGUUGGUUGUAUCACAAGAAGUUGAGCGACCUUGCAAGAACACUGGUUCUAAAAUGAAUACAUGCUGUGUGGAUAAGUGCCUGUAGCAGCAGCCAGUGCCUUGCUAAAGUUGAAGCCCGAUAUGUCAAGCACGGUUAUAACGAAUCAUCAAAUACAAGAAAAGUACUUUUGUGUACGAUGCCACUUUGUUCUAAUUAAGUUCCACUGUAUUGACUUGCACUUUCACAGCCACACUUGUUAUGCAGGGGUCGUAUACCAGUUGUUCCACUGAAAGGAACUAGGUGCGGUGCUAGCUGUGUUCUUUGUUGAGCAAAAUGUUUACAUCAUACGCCUCAACGUUUUGCUGCUCUUGACUAGUGCAGCAGUUGUUAGCUUUGCCUUAGUGUUACCGACGUUUGAAUUAUGUACUGUCGUGCUCCUCGUUUUCUCUUAACCAGCCUUGGACAAAAAUCUAUCGAAGCGGGAGCUUGUAGAGGAAGGUUUUGCAAGUACAGUUAAACGUAAAAGUUCGUGGACCGCGCUAUCUGAGAAAAAGCUGAAUAUCUUUGCAUCCUCGGAAUGCAGCCCAGUAUUACAUUUCCAGCCUCUACUAGCAUAUGCAAACAACUGUGCUGUGCGGUACUACUACCUACGUUUGCAGGCUGCUCAGGAAUUCAACGUUUUCUUGCAUACCAUGGUCCAUGAAUUUUAUGGUUGACUAUACAGUGGACAGAGUCGAUGCCACCUGUCCGCACAGGUAAUUUCCAGUGAACUUUUGUCUCCCGGUAAGCUGCUGCCGUUCCUUUUUUUUUUUUUUUUAGUGUUUUGCCUCUUGUUUUUCUUUUUUUUUUUUUUUUCAACCGUCCCAUAUUUGUGGUUUUACUGGUCAGUCUUGUUUUGUAUUUUUUUUUCUCCUGUUAGGAGGGAAUUUUUAUCGGCAAGGUGGCUGCCAUAUGUCGGCCAUUUAAGGCUUAGAGGUGAAGAAGCCCACAGUGAAAAUUGGCACAGCAAGCAACAGCUGCCUUGCUGGCUUGUCAGCAUUUUCUGAGGCAUGUGAACCUUAAAUUUAGUUAAUAUAUUUCAAUUUUUUUAAGUAUGCUUGUUGUUCCUUUUGUUCUAUAGUCCAUUGCAGUUGCAGCCUUGUAUCUUCUGGGGCUGUGCUUAAUGCAAAGCAGCUGCACACUGAAGCAGUCUGAAGUGCAGCCUGGCAGAUCCACCAGCAUUGUGUGGCUUUAUUGAGUGCAGUUCUCUUGUGGAGUGUUUUGAACAUGUUGAAAAAAAAAAAAGGCUGCGUAGAAGUUACUGGUAACUUCCCUGUGGGAAAGAGAACAAAGAGCUGUACAAAACCUGUAGGAGAACUUUCGUCUGCCUCUUUGACACUCCAGACUGCCAUGGUGGAGCUGGCACCCUAGCAUGUGCAUUAAACAUCAGCCUGAGGACGGGAGAGCCUGUCCAACUUACUUGGAGUGCACAACGCGUUGAGCAGUUUUCUACUUUGAUAUACCAUGUGCCAUCAGAGUGUACUGAGCUGAUGCAUGAAUCGAGCUCCCAUGUUCUUUAGCACGCACCUCAGGGGCCACUCCCAGUGGUCUUGGGACAUUCUCUUGAAGUGCCACCUUUGUAUUGGGGCGAGCCUAUAUACUGUCGCCUGGCGUCCCUAACUUGUCGGUCAUGCCAUUCGUCUCAUCAUUGCCUUGUGGAUUCUGUCAUGCUUUCAAAAUUAGGCUUUCUCGUUUUGUGAGCCACUCUGUGCCUUUGUCCCCCCCCCCCCUUUUUUCUUUUCGUUUCUAUGAAAACCGGCAGAGAUAACUAGUUGUAGAUAUACACACAUGUACAUAGGACUUCUGUGUCUUCCUGCUCCGGGUGACACGUCCGUGUUUGUUAUCCUAGACAACAAUAGUGUUUUGAAAAAGAAAAGAAAGAUCACUUUUCCUAAGUGAAAAAGCUUUUAUACAUGUGACAUGCUUACUUACUGAUGCAUGCCGCAUUAUCACUGCACAAUUUAGGCGAUUGUAUUCAGGUGAAAAGUGUGAUGACCUUACACAUUGCAGCAGCCAUUCGUCGUGCACACAUUAAAAUGUCCUCCUUAGCUUUUGUUGCUAUUGUGUGGCUUUGUUGACACAAUGUCGAAUGUUCUGCCUGAGCUUUAGAUUUGGCACGGUGUGUUGGACAACGUUUGACUGGAAGAACUUUGCGUUGUGCCUCGAAUCUUGCUUGCAGAGCCCCUUAAUGCCAUGCGUUGCCUUUGCGAUUCAUUGCUGGAUGGACUAAUUAACCUGCACGUGUCUGAAAGCAGGCACUGGUUGAAGCAAGUUGCAGAGAAGCUAAAUAUAUUUCAAUUUUAGCAUGUUAGGCUAGGAUUAUAGCUGUGCAGCGGAAUGCGGAAUGGAUGUUGCUGUCAUUGUGCCACUCCACAAGGAUCACUGCCGAGGAUGUUGCAGCAUCGUUCAGGUUGCUGCUAUAGCCUGACAUUGCGAACUCCAUAGCUUGUCCUUGCCAGAUUAACGUGUGAGCAUGGUUCACCCAAGUCCAACACUGGAGGGACAAUGUAGAAAGCUUGCAUUUGUUCCUAGGUGAGCAAAUUGUGUGUGCAAAAUGUUGGGGUAUCGUUAUGUGGAUGUAAUAUGCAUGCGAUGCAUGGUGGCAAGUUAAUUGUUUGUCAAAGGACAUGCUAACGCCCAAACUACUAGAAGCUGUUGUGUAAGGCACGUGCAUAAAUUUUGAUGGUUUAUUCAGAGGACAGCUUUUAAAGCUGUUCAAAAAUACUUGUAUAGAAGCCUGAAUUUUGUUUUCUUGCGUGAGUGUGUGUGUGUGUAUGCGUGCAUGGAAAGAUUUUGCACACUGAGCAGUUUGUAAUGCUUGUAUGCAACAAUAAACUCCACACAAAAAAAAAA
Dermacentor albipictus is the source of this 4539-nucleotide messenger RNA. RefSeq names its product chloride intracellular channel protein 5 (gene Clic). Gene Ontology annotation, molecular function: chloride channel activity. Lineage: Eukaryota; Metazoa; Arthropoda; Arachnida; Ixodida; Ixodidae. The record is from RefSeq and is a predicted model, not a curated record. Gene Ontology annotation, biological process: chloride transport. Gene Ontology annotation, cellular component: apical plasma membrane; cytoplasm.